Molecule: messenger RNA, 2665 nt
Organism: Capra hircus (goat)
Lineage: Eukaryota; Metazoa; Chordata; Mammalia; Artiodactyla; Bovidae
Product: carbonic anhydrase 5B, mitochondrial
Exons: 4
Coding region: 242-643 (133 amino acids)
Source: RefSeq, a predicted model, not a curated record
CGCACAGGCUCCUUACCGCGGCUGGAAGCCCGGAGCGAUGGCAGCAGCGGUAUAGUCAGGGAGAAGAGCAGGUGGAGGGCUGGGCGGAGAAGAGUUUCGGUCUCCGACACGGGGAGUGUGGCCGGGGGCGGGGAAGGAUUUCCGGCUUCGUCGGGACGUGGGCGGAGCGUGCGGGGCCCUGACGUGGGGUUAUUAGGUUUCUGCAAGCUACUGGAGAGCUGAUCAAGAUUUUAAGCUAAAGAUGGUGGUGAUGAGUUACCUGAGGGUCAUUCUUCAAGCCUCUCCAUGCAAGACCCUGUGGAGAAGGUUCCAGAUUCCAAGGUCCACCCCUGCAAGGCCUUGCAGCCUCUACACCUGCACUUACAAAUCCCGGAACCGAGUCUUGCACCCCCUCUGGGAGAAAGUGGACCUGGCCCCGGCGGGUGAGCGCCAGUCGCCCAUCAACAUCCGGUGGAGGGACAGUGUCUACGAUCCUGGCUUACAGCCGCUCACCAUCUCUUAUGACCCGACCACCUGCCUCCACGUCUGGAAUAAUGGGUACUCUUUCCUCGUGGAAUUUGAAGACUCUGCAGAUAAAUCAGAUGUGGAACCAAGGAUGAGGAAAACCAACUGUAAAAUUAAAUAUGCUGAUUUUCAACUGUGAGGUGGCUGGCACCCCUAACCUCUGCGUUAUUCAAAGGUCAACUGUACAGAACAAAAGGCUAGUCAGGCAAGAAAAAGAUUUGGUCACCCAGCAACAUGUAUGUAUUUUGUCAUUCAUUGAUUUAUUUAUUAAUUCAACAUUUACUAAGUGCCAAUCAUGUGCCAGACAUGGCACUAAGUGCUAGAAAUAACAACUCGAUUCUUGGCGUCCCAGAAUUCAAAGACUAGUGAGAGAAACAUAUAGUAAAUUAGAAUUAUACAGCAAAUAUGAUUUGAAAAAGAGUUUCUAAAAAUACUGUGGGACCACAGAUGAGGGUGUGAUAGACUGUUCAGAGGAGUGUAUGGUGAUUUCACUAAGGAGGGGACAUUUGUGUUGGGUAUUGAAGGAUGAAUAGGCAUGUGCCAAGAGGAUUAGAAGGGCAUUCCAGACUGAAGGAAAAUCAUGUGCAGAAACAGAUGUUAAGAAAGUGUCCAAAACCCACUGUGGCCAACAUGAGAGGGUAUGCUGUGGGGAGAAGCAGGAAGAAUGGUGACCACUGAAGAUUAAGAGGGUAGAUGGAAGGCAGUCUUCUGACUGCCUAAAAAUAACACUGGUUAUUUUUAAACAAGAGAAUGGUAUAACAUGAUAUCAUCUAAAUAAUUGGUCAGUUGCUUCAUUUUUUUUGAGGUUAACCCAGGCAACAGUACAAGAUUAAUCUACAUGGGAGAUGAUGGGAGCCUGUGGCAAUCAAAGGAGAGAAAGCAAGUUUUAACAAGCAUUUUAAAAAUAAAAGCAAAAUAUAAAAAUAAAAGAACUUGGAGUCUUCUUCAAAUGAGAAGAAGGCAAAGUUAACCGUGAUCUUGUGGUGUCUCACUUGGGAGUCUCUGGGGUGGCAAUGCCAGAAAGUUCAUGAAUGAUGGACAACGAAUAAUUUGUAGGGAAAAAUAGGGAGCAUGUAAGAAAAUAAAAUUUCUUCUUACAACUUUUCUGCUAAUUUAAUUUUAAAUGUUACAUUAAAAAUAGAAACACAUUUCAACUGGUUAUGCCUCAAAAAAGGAAUAUGUCUGCAAUUCCUGUCUAAUUCCCAUAGGAAGAAUCUGUUUCUCUCAAGACAAGCAUCUUCUCUCCUUUUGAUGCAAAUGGAUUUUGGAUUUUAGUAUUUCCUGCAGAUCAAGAUGAGAAUGAAUAAAUAUUGAUCCCUCACUGAAAUGUUACUCAUUUUACUAUAAAAUUUUUAAAAUGUUUCUCCCCAGAUAAAUCCUUUAUUCAAAGUAAUAUUAAUUGCUGCUCCAUUAAUUGCAUAAUUAAUUGCAUAGGUUUCUUCCUAUUCUUUGUUCCUAUCUCAUUUUGCACCAGACUGUCAUGUUUUUACCAGUGGCUUUAUUUUAGGUGAGGAAACAUGUUUAAAUAGUAUAGGCUGAAUAAGGCCACCAACUUAUUUUGGAGUGAUCCUAUAUGAUCAAGCACUAAUUCGUUUAAUGGUGUUUCAGCUGCACUUGGUAUAUCAGAAUGCAAUCCAAUUUUAAAGUUUUGAGGGCGCAGCAACUGGAAGAAGAUGGUUUGGCUAUGGUAGGAAUAUUUUUAAAGGUUAAAAAAAAUCUUACCAAGUUUAAAUGAUGUGUUGCAUUCUAGAAUGAAAAGAUAGAACAUUAGAAUAUUGUUAUUUUCUUUAAGAAUAUGGGGAUCAAUACAUUGGUAUGAUAAACAAUGGUUAAAAGAUUAAGAAUAUAUUUCAAAUGGUAUAAAACUAGGCUGUCCAGUAUGGUAGCCACAGGUCAUAUAUGGCUGUUGAGCACUUAAAAUGUGGCUACUGUGAGGACAUGAAUUUUAAAUUUUAUUUUAAUCAAUUGUCAUUUAAAUUUAGGAACUGACAAUUCAGUUAUUGGAAAACUUGAAAAUGUCUGGAACAGCUUGGGUAUGUUAUAUACAUUUUCAAGUGUAAAAUAUACAACUCAAGUGUAAAAUAAACAAAUCAAGUAUUUCUGAUGAAAAUUUAGCAUACAAAUUCACAUGUGCUGUAUGUAUUAAAAUUAAGUUCACCUG